AUGCAGCUCCACUUGGCUUCGUUCCACGACGACAAUGCAGUAUACCAGGCCUGCCGAGAUCUCUUCUCUUUCAACUCUUGGAUUGUGCGACGCCACGAGCGGCCUUACUGGGAAAUUUUCUCGCCAGAAGAAGUCGUCGUUCUGUCCCCCGACGCCGAAGAGGAGCUUCUCUCUGUCGAGGCGGACAAAGUCUACGUAGUUGGCGGUCUCGUUGAUCGAACCAUCAGUCGAAGUGAGACGUUUCGGCAAGCAGAGCAGUUCCGCUUUGAAACGCGAAGGCUGCCUUUCCAGACUUUCCUCCCCGACCAGCAGCGCCUGGUCCUGAACGUGAACACUGUGGUGGAGAUUCUUCUUCACGUUCGACAAAACGGCGAUUGGAAAGCUGCGCUGCUGUCGGCGGUGCCGCAACGCCUUCAGGGGACAGGAGGAAGAAAGAAGGCCCGUCUCGAUAGAAAACGCGAACGCCGAGAGGAGAUUUUCACUCAAAAUCCAGAAUUGCGAGGCGAGGCGGAAUCUCGGCAGGCGCGCGAACGUCAGUGGUGCCGCGGGAAGGGACGAUCCGCCACUUUCGACGACGAGAAUCCGUUCGAUAAUCCUGAGAGUCUCGCAGCCCUCGCCGUCUUCAACGAAGAAGCCAGCUCUCCGACCUGCAGUUCGCCACUUGGAUCGUCCCUCGAAGACGCGCCCCCGAGCGCCGCAGAAGACAGCGAAAAAAAGAGAGAAGCCGCCGACGGAUCGAGAGAACGAACAGGAAAAGAAGUGCCAGAAACCGUGGAGACUACGCCUUCCGUCAAUCCUUUGCUGGAAAGCUAG
Neospora caninum is the source of this 813-nucleotide messenger RNA. RefSeq names its product putative tRNA (guanine-N1)-methyltransferase domain containing protein. The record is from RefSeq and is a predicted model, not a curated record. Lineage: Eukaryota; Apicomplexa; Conoidasida; Eucoccidiorida; Sarcocystidae. The transcript is spliced from 7 exons. Gene Ontology annotation, biological process: tRNA N1-guanine methylation. The coding region runs from base 1 to 813 and encodes 270 amino acids. Gene Ontology annotation, cellular component: nucleus. Gene Ontology annotation, molecular function: tRNA binding.